Messenger RNA from Acyrthosiphon pisum (pea aphid), 741 nucleotides. Its product is annotated as histone acetyltransferase KAT7-like. The coding region runs from base 1 to 741 and encodes 246 amino acids. The transcript is spliced from 6 exons. Gene Ontology annotation, molecular function: chromatin binding; histone H3 acetyltransferase activity; transcription coregulator activity. Lineage: Eukaryota; Metazoa; Arthropoda; Insecta; Hemiptera; Aphididae. The record is from RefSeq and is a predicted model, not a curated record. Gene Ontology annotation, biological process: regulation of transcription by RNA polymerase II. Gene Ontology annotation, cellular component: chromatin; MOZ/MORF histone acetyltransferase complex; nucleus.
AUGCGACACUGUAAUUGGAGAACACCACCGGGUACAGAAAUUUACCAAAGUGGAGAUUUAAGCGUUUUUGAAAUUGAUGGAAAAGUAGACAAAACAUAUUGCCAAACACUAUGUCGAUUGGCCAAAUUAUUUUUGAACCUAAAGACUCUGGACUAUGGCGUUGAACCGUUCUUAUUUUACAUUGUGACGAAAAACGACGGUUUUGGCUGUCAUUUGGUUGGUUAUUUUUCAAAACUAAAGGAAAAUGAAGAAAAUUUUAAUGUAGCUUGUAUCGUUAUCAUGCCACAGUACCGAAGACAAGGUUAUGGACGAAUUCUCAUAGAAUUCAGUUAUCUUCUAUCUAGAAUUGAAAGACAGCCGGGAACUCCAGAAACACCACUUUCCGGCUUGGGUAAAAUUACAUACGAUGCGUACUGGAAAGGUGUGAUUCUGGAAUAUUUACAUAAACACAGAGACGUUGACAAAAUAUACAUCAAUGAUGUUAGCAGUGAAACUGGAUUAAUGAGACAAGAUAUCAUUGACACUUUCCAAUCUCUACACAUGGUUGUGGAAAUCUAUAAGGAAAUAACCAUAUGCAUAGAUUGGAAUGUUGUAGAUCGUCACAUACAGAAAAAAAAUGAAUCAAAACAAGUUCAUAUUGAUCCAGAUCGAUUGAAGUGGACACCAUCAAAUUUAUCGGAUGGCCAAGAUAACCGACCUCUGGAAGAACCGAUUUUCAUCAAGUGCAUUCCAGGUGGCUAA